GACGAAGAGAGCAGCACUGCGAAGGCACACGAUUUGCGGAGUCUUAACAUAGCACGAAGAAUUCAGCAUUGUUAUAUAAAAUAAAUCAACAUUGAAGUCUGAAUGGAUCUAACAGAGCAGCAGAUCAACCAGCUGGAGGCUGACUUGCUGGAGCUAGGGUCUCUGGUGGAGAAGGCAGAGAGGAAGAGAGUGCAGGAGCUGCUCAAGCAAGAGCAGAAGAAGGUUGAAAAAGAGAUCGCUGACAAACGUCAGCAGAAAGAGCAACAAGCCCGGAGACAGGCCGACCCUGUGCCGUCCUCCAAGGCGACGUACACGGUCAAGAUCACCAACUACGCGUGGGACCAGUCAGAGAAGUUUGUCAAAAUUUACCUCACGUUGAAAAAUGUGCACAAGAAUCCAUCCGAGAAAGUGGUAGUCCAUUUUUCAGAAAGGUCAUUUUCUGUGCUGGUGAAGGAGCUUGACGGGAAGAAUCACCAGAUGACUGUCCUCAAUCUGUUGUAUCCAAUUGAUGAUCAGAACAGCAGCACCAAGAUAAAAACAGACAUGGUUGUGAUCAUGUGCAAGAAGCAGGUGACCAAGAAAUGGGAGUGCCUCACCACAGUGGAUAAAGAGUCUAAGGAAAAAGAUAAGCCCAAAGUCGAUGACAAUGCAGAUCCCAGCGAGGGCCUGAUGAGCAUGUUGAAGAAGAUCUACUCGGAGGGUGACGACGAGAUGAAGAGAACCAUCAACAAAGCUUGGUCGGAAUCCCAGGAGAAGAAGAUAAGAGGAGAAGACGGCUUGAUGGAUUUUUGAACUCCAAUCGCCAUUCCUUCAUAGCAGGACUACAUGAGAGCUGAUUGUUUCCAAUCAUGUUCAAUGUACAAAUGAGGUUCCUGCCAGUACAAUAAUGUAUAAACCCUGGAUGCCUGCUAUGUGCUCUCCAUUGAUUUAAAGAAACAAAAAUACAACCACUACUACUAGGGUGUCAUCGCCCAUGUUGAGAAUGUUUCUUGUUUAGCUUGGCCCAAAACCACGUGUUCAGAAAAUGUUAUUUCUGCCCAGUACAAAAUAUACAAGAAGACUUGGUAUUUGAAAAUUUAUUGACAAGUAUGCGUAACAAAAACAGAGUGCCAUCUACAUCCUUUAUUUUGUUGUCAUUCCAUAAAUGGAUUAUGGUGUGGCUCUUUUUUUUUUCCCUUAAAAUUAGUUUUUUUUUUUUUUUUUUUUUACACCGUACUGUUAUUUGUAUACUUUUUUGGUGAUCAUUAUUUUUCCUUUGUGGUUAUCUUUAUUUUAAGGAUUGCUAGCCCACACCAUUCUAGUCAGUUAUGCAGUUCUCAGAAAUAAAAAAAUUCAUCCAUCCAUUUUAUGUAACACUUUAA
Molecule: messenger RNA, 1361 nt
Organism: Phycodurus eques (leafy seadragon)
Lineage: Eukaryota; Metazoa; Chordata; Actinopteri; Syngnathiformes; Syngnathidae
Gene: cacybp
Product: calcyclin binding protein
Exons: 6
Coding region: 103-792 (229 amino acids)
Biological process (GO): heart development
Cellular component (GO): nucleus
Molecular function (GO): S100 protein binding; ubiquitin protein ligase binding; tubulin binding
Source: RefSeq, a predicted model, not a curated record